This is a messenger RNA of Scleropages formosus (Asian bonytongue), 1265 nucleotides long. RefSeq names its product tetraspanin 13a (gene tspan13a). Gene Ontology annotation, cellular component: membrane. The record is from RefSeq and is a predicted model, not a curated record. The transcript has 6 exons. Bases 66 to 677 code for a protein of 203 amino acids. NCBI's taxonomy places the organism in Eukaryota, Metazoa, Chordata, Actinopteri, Osteoglossiformes, Osteoglossidae.
AGCGUUUCUCUACCUGCCUCCGCAGUAACUGUUCCUGUACACUGAGGUAAAACAGGGUAUCCACCAUGGCGUGCGGGGGCUAUACGUGCUCGAAGAACUCCCUGUGCGCGCUCAACAUCCUCUAUGUGAUGGUGAGCCUCCUCCUGAUUGGCAUUGCUGCCUGGGGGAAAUGGUUUGGACUGAUCUCCAGUUUCCAGGUUGUGGGUGGAGUGAUUGGAGUGGGCAUCUUCCUCUUCCUUGUGGCUCUCAUCGGACUCAUUGGAGCCCUGAAGCACCACCAAGUCUUGCUGUUCUUUUACAUGAUCAUCCUCUUCAUGGUGUUUGUGGUGCAGCUCUCCGUGUCGUGUGCUUGUCUUGCCAUCAAUAAAGAGCAGCAGGAUCUCCUCCUAGAAGUUGGGUGGAACAACUCCGAAAGCACGCAGAGAGAUGUGGAGAAAACUCUCAACUGCUGCGGCUUUUCUUCCGUCAACCUCAACAGGAGCUGCGAGGCCGCCUGUUUCCUCAGUGGUUCCUGCGCCGCUUGUAAGGCCAAGAUUGAGGAGCACACUGAGGAGGUCCUGCACUUUGUUGGUGGGAUUGGCCUGUUUUUCAGCUUUACCGAGAUUCUGGGAGUGUGGCUAACACACAGGUAUCGGAAUCAGAAAGAUCCCCGAGCAAAUCCAAGUGCCUUUUUGUAAUCUUAAUUGUAGGAUUUAUCACAGAUUAGCUUGAUAUUAAGACUUUUGGAGGCUUCCUUCGUCUGAAUUUACAUGAAGAAUCAUACAGAGAACGUAGAUAUUUGUAAUUUGCUACAGUAGCGGUAGAGCUCCAGCAUCAGUCUAAAUGUACUUCUGUUCAAUUAAGGUCUAGUGUUUGUGUAGUUAAAAAAAAAAAAUCACAGUGCUUGAAAUGAGUUAUUUUUAGAUUUUGGCUGUGAUGAUUUAAUUUAUUAGAGAUUCCACAGGUUUCAUAUUCUUACAAAGACAUAAGUGUGUUCCUCCUUGCAAACAUGUUUCAAAAAGUGUUUAAAAGGGAAAGUAUAAAGUGAAAUCACCAAAAAAUGAAAAAUAAUCAAAUAAGAACAUGCAGUCAAAAACCAGGUAAUUUUGGUUAAGAUCUUUGCAGUAUGGUAUUUUAACAAGACUUGGAAAAUGCAGAGAGUUGAAACACUGAAACAUGUUUGUGAUUAAGUAUUUAUUCAUGUUUUAGAGCCUGUCACCAACUCAUGUCUUAAAGCACCUUGCUGUAAUUGCCUGCUUUUGUGUAGAAUGUUCUAAAAUAUACUC